Aureobasidium subglaciale EXF-2481 is the source of this 1010-nucleotide messenger RNA. RefSeq lists its product as uncharacterized. The record is from RefSeq and is a predicted model, not a curated record. NCBI's taxonomy places the organism in Eukaryota, Fungi, Ascomycota, Dothideomycetes, Dothideales, Saccotheciaceae. Bases 399 to 707 code for a protein of 102 amino acids. The transcript has a single exon.
AGCGAUUUGCAAGGGCUUUUGAGUAUGUUAAAGCCGUCCUCACGAUACCAGGUUCAGUGUGAAAGACAUUCAUCAACCUGAAAGCUGGACCCACUUAUCGAAUAUAUGAGCCUUCCAUCGAGUAUGACGGUCAAAAAUCAACAACUCUCCAACCUGGGACGGAAUUGAUUUCGAACGCCAAACUGGACCUUCUUUUGCAGACAGCCUACAGCCUCUUCCCGGACCAUCUCCCUAUCCAUGUUAUCGCAUGUCUGGCUCUCACAGCCAAAGACUUGUAUCAUCGCAAUCAUCAUCUAAACUGGAUCUGGAAAAGUCACUUUUCGAAUAGAAACGAACUAACAGAGGAUGCAUAUCUCAAGGUCAUUCGCCCAGAUAUCUCUGGUGUCGAGCGACUUGAGAUGCUCGAGGCUCUCCUCAAGGAGCGUCCCUAUCUAGAAAUCUGCGACUAUUGUCAGAAAUGUAUCUCGUCGGGAGCCGUUCAAAUUGGACUCGCUACUUUCCUUCUUCUGGGCUUUCUACGAAAACGUGAGGUACUCCUGUCAUCCUUUCAAGUUCUCGGAUCUACCGCUGGGAUUGGAAUUUACUCACUGGUCCACACAUAUAACUUUCGAGCAUUUUCGACAAGUCAUGUAUCGUCGCCGAUUUGGUGGAGAGUACGGCGUGGCUUCAAAGACCGUCUCAGUCGACAGGGACUGAAGAUUCGGUAAACGUGUCAAGAUACAUCGUAGGCCAUGUCGUACGGGUUGUUUUACAGCUUGUCCCGCAGCGUGUCGCACGGUCUGGCUGGAGAAGCUUGACAUCGAGCCUUUGUUCGCAGGUCGCAAUCUGAUUCUACAUGUUACCCAGCGCAUCCUGCUCGGUCGCAAGUACAUGAUCUCUUUGUCGUCCAGAGGAUUCAAGAGGUCGAGUGUUAUCGGUGCUCUGAUUGCCACGCUGCAGGCUUGUCACUGCGGCAACCCAUUGAACGAUAGACGGCUCCGAACAGACGCAGAGAUGCGCAUGAUGUUGCU